Messenger RNA from Culex quinquefasciatus (southern house mosquito), 1057 nucleotides. It is a transcript of the gene icln, whose product is annotated as methylosome subunit pICln. NCBI's taxonomy places the organism in Eukaryota, Metazoa, Arthropoda, Insecta, Diptera, Culicidae. The record is from RefSeq and is a predicted model, not a curated record. The transcript has 3 exons. Gene Ontology annotation, biological process: mRNA cis splicing, via spliceosome. Bases 185 to 787 code for a protein of 200 amino acids. Gene Ontology annotation, cellular component: cytosol; spliceosomal complex.
GCAAACGUCAAACGCAAGUGUUUUGAUAGCAGCGCGGCGCGGCGUGCAUCAACAUAACAAAACAACGCGAUUUUGGUGCGGCAUUUUUCUCUCCAACUUUAAAAGUUGAUUUUCGCCGGGAAAAAUUGUGAAUUCGUUUAUAACUUGGCAGAUAAAUUAGACGCUCGCCGCCCGCGCCCAAACAAUGGUCACCAUCGGUGAAGCUUACGCGCCGGUCGACGGCAUCGUCUACUCGGCCGAGGACGUCAAGGUCAAGAUCGGGGAUAGCUUGAUUGGCCCGUCGGGGGAACUGCAUUUAACGGAAAGCUCUCUUAUUUGGACGUGCGAGGAACGCAACAGCAGCAUUGCUAUUCCGUGGCCACGCGUCGGCGUCCAGGCCGUGUCGUCCAACCCGGACAAGUGCAUCUACCUGAUGCUGGACAUCAACCUGGUCUGGCCGGGCUUUUACGAGGGCCGACCCCAGAACAACGGCAACGGAGUGGGACCGGGAGGCGAUGGGGAGCAACAGAACGGUGGUGGCGAGGAAGAGGACGACGCCGACGAGGGUCACGAGUCGGACGGGUCGGAGAACGAGAUGACGGAAAUGUGGCUGCUGCCGUCGGCGCCCGCCAUCGUGGACCAGAUCUACAGCGCGAUGCGCGAGUGCCAGGCCCUCAAUCCGGACCCGGGCACGGUCAGCGAGGACGAGGACUACAUGGAAGCGGAGGAGGAGGAUCUGCAGGAGGUGGACGAGAUGAGGAAUUUGCAGCUGGAUGACGAGGACAAGUUUGCCGAUGCCGAGGAGUGAAGCUGCUUGAAAUUCGAACAUCCCCCCACAGAGAAUCUGCACUGCAAGCAAAACCCCGGUUCCUUUUUGCGCGAGAACAAUUUCUCACCCGCCAACAACCAUCUCUAUUUGUAUUGUGUGUCUUGGGCAAUUUAGGUUUUAAACAGAAACAUUAUUCCAUGUUAGAGCGCUCUGCGAGAAAAAAAUGUCGCGCGUAUCCAAACCUUGAUGAAUUUACCUUAAGAAAAAGAGAAAGCAAAUAAAACGUUUAAAAUAAAGCUUUGAAGCGAA